Messenger RNA from Pelodiscus sinensis (Chinese soft-shelled turtle), 1182 nucleotides. The record is from RefSeq and is a predicted model, not a curated record. Lineage: Eukaryota; Metazoa; Chordata; Testudines; Trionychidae.
AUGGAGGGCAGGUCUCCGCCGCUGGACAGAGCAGGGUCACACGCUGGCCUCCCGGCUGCGCCUGGACAAACAGUCUCAGCUCUUCUCUCUGCUGCUCUCCAGGCCUCCCGGACGAAGCCUUCGAGUCCCUGGAGUCGCUGCAGUACAUCUACCUGGCCAACAACAAGGUCCGUGUAUCUUCACAACAACCAGCUGAGCAACGCUGGGCUCCCCUACAACGCCUUCAACGGCUCCGACGCCGUCAGCACCAUGAUCCUCUCCAGCAACCAGCUCAGCUACCUGCCCCAGAACCUGCCUCCCGCGCUCGUCCGGCUCCACUUGCAGAACAACCGCAUCUCCCGGAUCCCCAGGGGGGCGCUGAGCAGCCAGGGGAAGCUGCGGGAGCUCUACCUGCAGAACAACAACCUGUCCAACCAGGGCCUGGACCCUUCCACCUUCAGCAAGCUGAAGAGCCUGGAGUACCUGGACCUGUCUAACAACAACCUGAGCGAGAUCCCGGCCAGCUUCCCCCCGAGCAUCGUGAUCCUGCACCUGGGCAAGAACCACAUCGGGGCGCUGCCGCGGGACAGCCUGAGCCGGGCGCGGGGGCUGCAGUACCUGCUGCUGCAGAACAACCACCUGACUGCCGCCGGCGUCCAACCCGAGGCCGUCAUCAAGCCGGCCCGCCUGCACACCCCGCUGCUGCGGCUGCCCCAGAACCAGAUCAACUCCCUGUCACCCGAGCUGCUGGCCAACCUGACCGGGCUCAAGGAGCUGCACCUGGCCCACAACAGGCUGCGUGUCGGCUCCAUCACCCCCGGCACCUGGCAGGAGCUGCAGGGGCUCAAGCUCCUGGAUCUCAGCCACAACGAGUUGUCCUACGUCCCCCCGGACCUGCCGGAGUCCCUGGAGUAUCUCUAUCUCCAGCACAACCGCAUUGCCGUCAUUGAGGCCGGGGCCUUCCGCACCGUCCCCGACAUCCGGGCCAUCAUUCUCAGGUCCAACCGCCUGCUGCAGGCCAGCGUGUCCCCCGCGGCCUUCGCCGCCCUGGAGCAGCUGGAGGUGGUGGACACCACGGGGAACCCGGAGCCCAUCAGCGUCCCGAUGCCGCGGGCCAGGCAGUGGCUCAGGGCUCCCCCGGGGGCCUCGCUGGACGGUGGCGGCCCCACACCGGGCUCCUUCCCGUCGGCAGCCCCCCGUUAG